Messenger RNA from Lecanosticta acicola, 5202 nucleotides. Lineage: Eukaryota; Fungi; Ascomycota; Dothideomycetes; Mycosphaerellales; Mycosphaerellaceae. The record is from the annotation of a GenBank genome assembly.
AUGGCGCACGAUCGGAGACAGUCUGGGUUGUGGAACCGCAAUCCAGAGACGGGCGUCUACGAGCAAGUUCCCAUACCCACAGCCCAGAUCCAACCCAAAGGACCAUACCAGUACUACGAACCUCCUCCACGCGGCUACGAAGUCCCGCGACGCUCAUUCUCCGAUCGAUCUGCCAACCCGAAGCCGAAUCCGAACGAUGAACCCCUUGUGCCAGCCACGAACGGCGCCAUUGUACACAGCGAGUCGAGGAAGCAGCGUGGCAUUGACGCUGCGAAAGAAGCUACCCAGAAGCUUCCGGAUCCAAUAAGAGACGAUCUCAACCAACAUCCGGAUUCGACAUCUGAUCAUCUGCCCAAAACGAAACGCGUCACCGAGGCCAGGCUGCAAGGCUCUGCCACGCGACAGCCGCCAUUCAGAGGAGAUUCGGACUAUGUGCCCAGCAACAUCCGUGCAAAGGCAUGGAGUCCCGAUGUCGUCUCUCCUGGCACGCGUACGCAAGCUCAGCCAAGCUAUUUCCCACCCCAGAAGUCACGACAGACGAGCAACGCGAGCAGCAUUUCGGAAAGCGUAAGGAGGGGAUCAGUACCCGACCGUAGCCCUUUGCAGAGCUUGGAGUCAUGGAGCAAAGAAGAGAAACGUGCCAGGGUGGAGCAGGCUGAACACAAGGCACGCCAGAGGAGCCUGGCCGGCGCCGAAACUCCAAAGGGCGAAGGCCAGGUCUUGCGCUCUGGGACUUUGCGGAGUGAGAAGGAGCGUGUUGUUAGCGACAGCGCAACAAGGCUACCCAGCCAGAGAAAUGCUCGGAGGGAGGAAAGGCGCCAGGUGUCAGAUCCAGUGUCUCCGGACCCGCUGAGUACUGCCGAGAAGUUCCACACUGCUACGGCCGCUCUACGCGAUGGGAGUGCGCAACAGAAUGGGCCUCCUAAGCAAGCAGAAGUGCAACCCGGUCUAGGCCACUCCGCCUCGACUCGUACUUCCCAAGCGUCGCGUGACGUGCGCGCAAAUGACGCGGUACAGCGCUCUCGCUCAGAUGCUGCUCCACGAGGCUCGACUGGUCCUGAGAGAUCGAAGUCGGCUAAGUACCGCGCAAGAGAUGCGGGCUUCGCGGGAGCUGCGGCAGCCUACAACACUGGCCCUUCUUUUGCAGAUCACGAUGCCUCCGCUGCUGCGGAACGUGGCAGGGUUGCAUAUGAGCGCCGAAAGGCCUCGAUGCCAUACAACGCGCCCGAGUCGCGCGUCAGCCCCACCUCUCCCGAAGGCGACAGAGGCAGCGCUGGCGUGGGGAGCACUGGAAGCAGAAGAGUACAAAAGCGUACACAGCCGUCCGAUGAAUACACUGCCCGAAACCAACUCCAGACCGAUCGAGCCGGUGGCACAGGUUCAAGAUCAGACCGCAAAGCAGCAAAUGCGUUUCAGCAGCCGGAUCCAAUUCCGCCACGAUCAGUCCAUAACCCAUCUAAUGACCUCGUCAAAUACUCCAUACCACCUCAGACGGCUGGUGGACAGCAAGCGAGGGAGCAAGUACAAUUUGGCGCUGAAAAUCCGCACGUCGCUGAAACGGGGACGCAUCAUCGUUUCAACGAUCUCUUCCAUCGCUCGGGCCAUGAACCUCGUGCUUAUCAACCAGCCUCAAAACCGCUUGAGGACUGGCGAAGCGCAAGAACCGCAAGACUGACUGCACAGGACCUCGAUUUUGACCAUGGCGUCGCAGCUGCUCCACGCAGCGACCAGCACGAUGCGUGGUGGGACAAGAGCCAUCGUCGCACUAGCUCAGGUGGCUCUAGAACUGCUACGAGCAUGCCGCAGUACGACGGUCCAUAUGAGGAACAGGCCAACGGGUUCCAGCCAAGACUGUUCUUGAAGUGUGGACCUCUUUUGCGGUACACUGGCAUUCGCAGAGAGGCUGCUUCACAGUCACGAAGCGGACGAUCUGACUCUUUCGUGGAGAAGGAGAUUUGGCGUGGAAGUGUCAUGAUCGUGACGGAGGACGACCAGUCCGACUUGCAUUCAAGCCCAGUGCUCAGGCUGUUUGCUCAGCCAAUGGACCUGCAACAACCACCUUCGUGGGAAAUGCUGCAGACUGGGCAGGAGAUGCCACCUGAGUACGAAGAUCCCAUUGCUGGCCAAGUCAAAGUUUCUCGUACAGGCAGAGCCUUGUACGUACGUCCUGUGCACGAUCUACCCGGAGACGUCGAUCUCAGUCGCCGAGAGAAUAACAAUGGACUUUACGCGGCCACGCGCACGCCAGUUUUGGGUCCACAGACCAGCGUUGGGCCUGAUGGCCGUCAAAGCCAGCACAUCACGUUUCAAGACAAAUCUCGUAUCAAAAAGCGCGACGGCGAACGAGCUGGACGAUAUCGCGAAGUCAAAGCCGUGCGCCUGCAUACUGAGCGACGUUUCACCUUCUGGCGCUUCAAUAUCGAGGUCGAGCUUUCCAGCAAGCAGUACAGAGUCGCAUACCGCAUCAACAAUGGUCCGGCCAUCGGCUUCUGGGUACCGGCAAGGGGUGAGACGAUGAACAUCAUGUUCCACUCUUGCAAUGGCUUCUCUCUUUCGGUCGAUCCUACGAACUUCAGCGGUCCUGACCCGCUCUGGCGCGAUGUGCUGAACCGACACCAAAGCCGCCCAUUUCACGUUAUGAUUGGAGGUGGUGACCAGAUCUACAAUGACGCCGCGAUGAGGGACACGCAGCUGUUUAGAGAAUGGCUGCAAACCAAGAAUCCGGAGCACAAACAUAGCGCCGACUUCUCUCUCGAACUACAGGACGAACUUGAAGAGUUCUACUUUCACAGAUACGCAAUGUGGUUCUCGCAAGGCUUGUUCGGAAUGGCGAAUUCUCAGAUUCCCAUGGUCAAUCUCUGGGACGAUCAUGACAUUAUCGAUGGAUACGGCAGCUACCCGCACCACUUCAUGAGCACCAGGGUUUUCACAGGGCUGGGAGCAGUUGCAUUCAAAUACUACAUGCUAUUCCAGCACCAGAGUUUGGCAGCCGAGACGGAGAAAGAAGAGCCGAGUUGGUUGCUCGGCAAGAGCCCAGGGCCAUACAUCAAUGAGUUGAGCAGGAGUGUCUUCAUGUCUUUAGGCAACAAGGUUGCUUUCUUGGGGCUGGACUGCCGAACAGAACGUAUGCGUGACGAGGUCCUCAGUCAAGCGACUUAUGAUGAGGUUUUUGAGCGAUGCCGAGCGGAGAUUUUCAAGGGCCAGACCAAGCAUUUGAUGGUUUUGCUGGGCGUGCCUAUCGCGUACCCACGUUUGAACUUCUUGGAGAACAUCUUGACGAGCAGGUUUAUGGACCCGAUCAAAGCAAUUGGCAGGACCGGCGCGCUUGGCGGAUUUGUCAAUAAAUUUGACGGCGGCGUUGAGAUUCUGGAUGAUCUCGAUGAUCACUGGACCGCAAAGCACCACAAAGCGGAAAGAAAUUGGUUCAUUCAAGAACUACAAGAGCUAGCCGCGGAGAAGAGCGUCCGUGUGACGAUACUGGGCGGUGAUGUCCACCUUGGAGCGAUUGGUCAGUUCUACAGCAACAAGCGACUUGGUUUGGCCAAAGACCAAGACCAUCGGUACAUGCCCAACGUCAUAUCAUCGGCCAUUGUCAAUACACCUCCACCAGUGAUGAUGGCAGAUGUCAUCAACAAGCGAAACAAGGUACACCAUCUGGACGAUGAGACCGACGAGGACAUGAUACCCAUGUUCGGCCAUGAUGUCGACGGGAGCCGCAGAAACAAUAGCCAUCUGCUGCCCAGGCGUAACUUUUGCAUCAUCAGCGAGUACUUUCCAGGCUCUACGAGGCCUAACACUCCUGUGCAGGAGAGGAUCGAGCCUGGCACACCAGCAUCGGCGACAUUUGGGGAUGAAAUGCUGGAACAGCGCGAGCCAAGAGAUCGCCGCUUCCCACCUGGUAGCAUGAAGAGGACUAUGAGUCUUACUCGAGCACCGGCAAAUCUCGUCAGGAGGCUAUCGGGUAGUUCUAAGAGCCGCAACCCACCAGUUUCACUGCCACUAGAGCAUGCACAGCCUUAUGAUGCUCAUCAUGCUGGUCAACAACCAGUUCCCAGUGCAAUGAAGAGAGCCAACAGCUUGGGUGGGCCUAGGUCAGACUUUCGGCCCAGUGAAGAUGCAGUAUCUCGGCCUACCUUCCAUCGCCGCCCAACAGAUUUUUCCAUCAAGGAGGCUAGAAAGGCUGCCAAGGCUGCCGAGCUUGGAGGAAAUCUGGAUGGUCGUCAACCGGGACAUGUUGACCUUGAAGGCGGCUUGGACGUUUCGCUCUGCAUGGAAGUUGACCAACAUGAUCCUUCAGGGCGGACAGUGCCGUACCGUCUGCUCGUGCCAGCGCUGUGGUACGAAGGUUCAGGCAAUCCAAACCCGGAGAGAUUUAAGAGCCAGCGGGGAAGCCUAAUGAGAAGACUAAGAUGGAAUCGCAAGAGGGAGGCCCACACUGAUGGGGAAGACGAAGAUGGUGUCUGGAGCGGCAGCGAAGGCUCCCGGACACCAAGUCCUGAUAGCGCGACUAAGAUGAACACGGAGAUGAAUGCUGCUCCAAACGCCAUGGGUCUGACUGGUACUGGCAGGGGCGCAUAUCGGCCGAACACGAAAGUCGAAGCGCCUCCUGGCGCUCCCCAACGAGCCAGUAUGGAUGUCAACGGCACGAAUGGGUAUGCUGUUGGUGCAAGGAAUGCCACGCCUCGAACGAUGAGCGGUGGGAGCGGCUAUGGAGCGAAUGCCGCACCCCCGCAUCACCAUCCGGUCAAUGCGUACAAUAGAGGAUAUAACAUGUCCUCGCCGCCUAUUGGAGACUUUAGUGCACACCCAACACCGCACACCACACAAGCGGUGCCAGGGUCAGCCAGCGAACGCUACCCACAGUCUGGAUAUCGCCGCACCAGUGCGCCUUUGCCCUCCACGCAAUCGCGCAGUAUGCCCCCGCAGAACGCUCGAACCGGUAAUGGAACGUAUGACGGGUAUGAUAGCGAAGGCAGCUUGACGUCGUCCGAGUUCUACGACGAUGACGAACUCGACGAGAGGAGAGCGAAUGUCCCAGUGAGAAGAGGCAAUAAGGUUGAAGAAUUCUUUGGUUUUGGCAAAGGCCCCGGAUCGCAGAGACGUCCGGUGCAGCAGGAACGCCCGGCGCAGGUUGGCGAGACAGGGGAGAUGGGCAGGUCGAAGAGUGUGAGUAAGGGAGGAGGAUGGAAGAUUUGGAAGUGA